Sphenostylis stenocarpa is the source of this 2022-nucleotide messenger RNA. The record is from the annotation of a GenBank genome assembly. Lineage: Eukaryota; Viridiplantae; Streptophyta; Magnoliopsida; Fabales; Fabaceae.
AUGGCUGAGUUGAACGGUACGAUGCAAGAGCACGGGACGGACAACAAUGGCGAUCGCUCUGCAGAGGUGGUUCGGUGGGAGACGUUUCUGCCGCGGAUGGUGCUCAGAGUCCUGCUUGUAGAAGCUGAUCAUUCUACUCGACAAAUCAUUGCUGCGCUUCUUCGCAAAUGCAGUUACACCGUUAUCGCGGUUCCGGAUGGAUUAAAGGCAUGGGAAUUGUUGAAGAAGAAGGCUUCAGAGCUAGAUCUCAUAAUAACUGAAGUGGAUCUCCCAGCAAUAUCUGGAUUUGCACUUCUUUCUUUAAUCAUGGAGCAUGAAAUUUGUAAAAACAUUCCUGUCAUAAUGAUGUCUUCUCAUGAUUCAGUAAGCAUGGUGUUGAAAUGCAUGCUAAAAGGGGCAGUUGAUUUUCUUAUAAAACCUAUUCGGAAGAAUGAACUUGGGAACUUGUGGCAGCAUGUGUGGAGAAGGCACGCAAAUAGCACUCCUACUCAAAAUACAACAUUCUCGCCAAAAAACCUUACAACUGCCUCUGAGGACAACUCUGCAAGCAAUAAAUCUAGUGGUUCGGUGGCUUCCUCUCAGAAAAACAACGAAUGGAGUGAAAGAUUAAGUGAGGCUCAAGAUGUACCACUGUCGAAAAGCUCUAAACAGAAGAAAAUUGAUUUGGUGAAGCAUGAAAAAUUUGCCAGAUUUGAUAGUGAAUCAGCUGAGAUUAAUAAUGAAACAAGAGAUAAAUCAAUUACAACUGUAUCAGAUGCUGCAAGGUGCAACAAAACUUUUGAACCGACAGAUUUAAGGCUAGAAGAACAAGGGAAUGGCUCUUCUGAUACUGAAAUUGAGAUUGAAAUCUUAAAAUCUGACUUAGGCAUUGGUUAUUCUAUUAUUAGCACUGAGUUGCAUGGAUGCAGUGAUGAGCGGGUGGAACCUUCUAAAGGAGCUAUUGACUUGAUUGCCACAUUUGGAAAUCUUCCAAAGUUCCCUAAUGAAAACUGUAGUCUUGAUGGUACAACCAAGUUUGACUGUGUUACGGAAUUGGAACUUUCUUUAAGAAGUGAGUUUCCUGGAAGCUCAGGUAAACAAACAAGUGAAGCAACAGAGGAAUCUCAAAGAUUGAACCAUUCAAACACUUCUGCAUUUUCUUGGUAUAGUAAUAGUAAAUUGUUGCACCCUCUUUUCCGAACACCAUCAAUUACAUCCGCUGAAGUAAACAACCCCAGUUGGGAUUCUCUUGAAUCCCAUAAACUGUCUCGAACUACUUCUGGAAAUUGUUGUCAGUAUGGUGGCUCAAAUCAAAACCUAGAGAAUAUGAUCAGUACAGUCAUUGAUCAGUAUGGACAAGUUAAACCAGAAGUAUCAAACAGUCAACUUGGAAUCUUACCUGUUUCAGGGGUUAUUUCAGAUCUUAAGUCCAACGUACAUGGUAAUGUUUUCACUUCUGUGUUCUACGCACCAUCUGGUACUCACCCUGUGUGGAGUCCGAAGCCAGCCUUCCAGAACGAGAGUUCUCCCUUUCCCACAAGUACCUCUUCCCAGUCCAAUCCUGAAAGUCACAACUCUGACCAUGACUGUUCCAAUGAUGCUACGUGUCUUAAUCAAAAUGUAAAGGAAGACACUGAUUUGGAUCACGCAAGGCAUGAUUCUCCUGCUGCUGAUCACAGUGCUGGUAAUAGUAUAUGCCAUGAUGCUGCAAAUCAUAUCAAUAAUAGUGCAUAUGGAAGCAUGGACAGUGGAAAUGAUGGGAAUGCUACUUCAGCUAUAGGAUCCAAGAACAACCCAGAAGGUUUCAGUGACAAUGUUUAUCAUAAUUAUGAUGGAUUUAGAGCGAUAGAUUCUCAUCGCUCCAGUCAAAGAGAAGCAGCUCUAAACAAGUUUAGACUGAAACGGAAAGAGAGAUGCUUCGAGAAAAAGGUCCGAUAUCAAAGCCGGAAAAGACUGGCAGAGCAGAGGCCUCGGGUCAAAGGGCAGUUUGUACGCCAAGUACACAAUGAUCAGCCAGUCGCUGAGGCUGGUGGUGAUUCAUGA